Messenger RNA from Cynocephalus volans (Philippine flying lemur), 5690 nucleotides. RefSeq names its product DnaJ heat shock protein family (Hsp40) member C16 (gene DNAJC16). The coding region runs from base 101 to 2449 and encodes 782 amino acids. Lineage: Eukaryota; Metazoa; Chordata; Mammalia; Dermoptera; Cynocephalidae. The record is from RefSeq and is a predicted model, not a curated record. The transcript is spliced from 15 exons.
CUGGUGUGGACGGGAAGCUCCCGGCCCGGCGGACUAACUGGAGCACGGACGCUGCAGCCGGUUGGGCCGGUGCCCUUUCCCGCUCUGGAAAGGAAGAAAAAUGGAAGUGAAAAAGUUGAGCAUUUCCUGGCAAUUCUUGAUAGUUCUGGUUCUGAUCCUGCAAAUUCUGUCUGCGUUGGAUUUUGACCCAUACAAAGUCCUAGGGGUCAGCCGAACAGCCAGUCAGGCUGAUAUUAAAAAGGCUUAUAAGAAGCUCGCCCGGGAAUGGCAUCCUGACAAAAACAAAGAUCCUGGAGCAGAAGACAAGUUCAUUCAGAUCAGCAAGGCUUACGAGGUUCUUUCCAACGAAGAAAAGAGAUCAAAUUAUGAUCAGUAUGGAGAUGCUGGAGAGAACCAGGGCUACCAGAAGCAGCAGCAGCAGCGAGAGUAUCGCUUUCGCCAUUUCCAUGAAAAUUUUUAUUUUGAUGAAUCUUUUUUUCACUUCCCUUUCAAUUCUGAGCGGCGGGACUCAAUUGAUGAAAAGUACUUCCUGCACUUUUCACAUUAUGUGAAUGAAGUGGUUCCAGACAGCUUCAAGAAACCCUACCUCAUUAAGAUCACCUCAGAUUGGUGCUUUAGCUGUAUCCAUAUCGAGCCUGUUUGGAAAGAGGUGGUUCAAGAACUGGAAGGAUUGGGUGUAGGAAUUGGCGUGGUCCAUGCUGGCUAUGAGAGACGCCUGGCCCAUCACCUGGGAGCACACAGCACACCCUCUAUCCUCGGAAUCAUAAAUGGGAAAAUCUCUUUCUUCCACAAUGCAGUUGUCCGUGAGAAUCUACGACAAUUUGUGGAAAGUCUUCUUCCAGGGAACUUGGUAGAGAAAGUUACAAAUAAAAAUUAUGUCAGAUUCCUCUCUGGCUGGCAGCAAGAGAAUAAACCUCAUGUCCUUCUGUUUGACCAAAUGCCCACUGUGCCACUAGUGUACAAGUUGACUGCUUUUGCAUACAAAGAUUAUUUAUCAUUUGGAUAUGUAUAUGUGGGUUUGAGAGGGGCGGAAGAGAUGACGAGGCAGUACAAUAUCAAUGUCUAUGCCCCCACCAUCUUGAUCUUUAAAGAACACAUCAGCAAGCCUGCCGAUGUUAUCCAGGCCCGAGGUAUGAAGAAGCAAGUCAUUGAUGAUUUCAUCACACAAAACAAGUAUUUAUUGGCAGCCAGGCUCACCAGCCAGAAGUUGUUCCAUGAGCUCUGCCCUGUGAAACGGUCUCACCGACAGAGGAAGUACUGUGUGGUUUUACUGACUGCCGAGGCUACCAAGUUGAGCAAACCCUUUGAGGCAUUUCUGUCCUUUGCGCUGGCAAACACGCAAGACACAGUGAGGUUCGUGCACGUCUACAGCAAUCGGCAGCGGGAGUUUGCCAGCACCUUAGUGCCAGACAGCGAGGCGUUUCGAGGGAAAUCAGCGGUGUCUAUCUUAGAAAGACGCAACACAGCAGGAAGGGUGGUAUAUAAAACCCUGGAAGAUGCCUGGACUGGGAGCGAGAGUGAUAAAUUCGUCCUUCUGGGUUAUCUUGACCAACUGCGGAAAGAUCCAGCUCUUCUGUCCUCCGAAGCUGUGCUUCCCGACCUGACGGAUGAACUUGCCCCUGUUUUUCUCCUUCGGUGGCUCUACUCUGCUUCCGACUACAUCUCAGACUGCUGGGAUAGCAUAUUUCACAGCAACUGGCGGGAAGUGAUGCCCCUCCUGUCCCUGAUCUUCUCUGCCCUGUUCAUCCUCUUCGGCACCGUCAUCGUUCAGGCUUUCAGUGACUCAAACGAUGAGCGAGAGUCAAACCCUCCAGAUAAAGAGGAAGCCCAUGAGAAGGCCGAGAAGACUGAGCCAACCUUCACCAAAGAAAACAGCAGCAAGAUUCCUAAAAAAGGCUUUGUGGAGGUAACUGAACUCACAGAUGUCACAUACACCAGCAACUUGGUACGUCUGAGGCCAGGCCACAUGAACGUGGUCCUCAUCCUGUCGAAUUCCACUAAGACCAGCCUCCUACAGAAAUUUGCUUUGGAGGUCUACACGUUCACUGGGAGCAGCUGCCUGCACUUCUCCUUCCUGAGUCUAGAUAAACACAGAGAAUGGCUAGAAUACUUACUAGAAUUUGCUCAAGAUGCAGCCCCGAUCCCAAACCAGUAUGACAAGCAUUUCAUGGAACGUGACUACACUGGUUAUGUACUGGCUCUGAAUGGCCACAAGAAAUACUUCUGCCUCUUCAAGCCCCAAAAAACAGUAGAAGAGGAGGAAGCCCUGGGGUUAUGUGGUGACCUUGACUCUUCCCUCUAUCUGGGUGAGUCUCGAGGGAAAUCUUCCUGUGGCCUUGGAUCCAGGCCCAUCAAAGGAAAAUUGAGCAAGCUGUCCUUAUGGAUGGAGCGCCUGUUGGAAGGUUCCUUACAGAGGUUUUAUAUCCCAUCGUGGCCUGAACUAGACUGAGAGGAUUUCAAAAAAGAAAUUGGAACUCUUCAGACUUUUUAACAUGCCCCUGUGAAGAGGUAUUUUCAGGCCUCAAACUAUCACAAUGAACAGAGUAUAGAUUUUAGGUUACUCUUCUAGAACAAUGUCUAGAAGAAUCUUUCCUCUGGCCUGUCCUAACCUAGGAGUGAAAAACACGACAAGUUUGAAUUCCCUAGAUCAAAAUAUUUUCCUUUGGGGUUUUUUUCCCUCAUUUGGAUGCCACACUAUUUCAGAUAGACUGCUCAUUCCCUCUUCCCUCGUCCCUGUCACAUGCUCACACCACCCUCCCCUGUCCUAUCCUCUCACAUUGUAGAAAUGCAGAGCUCAAUCCAGCAACGGUACCUAGACAGACCCUCCUGAGCCCAUUGUGCAGGUCAUUUGCCCCUGCCCCCAUGCCCCAUCUUCCUGUCCCACUUUCCCGGCCUCUGCUGCGCUUCUGCCAUGGCGCAUGCUCUUAGCGCAGAACCACCCGCAGCGUUUCUAGGCCCUGCAUCUUGAAGGAGGCCUAGUUCCCAGCAGUCUUACACUGAAUGGUGGUUCUGGGAGUAAGUGGCUAAAAGUAUAUUUUGGAGGUAUCCCCCACAGCAGUUUGUAGCCACGGUUUUAAAAGGAAAGGGAUGAGUGGGGUUUCCACAUGUGGGUUUGUUUUUCUUCCCAAGAAGAGGAAAGGCAGGGCUGGGCAGAGGCUAAAGUGCUGUAGCUCCAUGAUCCCUUGUGGGCAUCCCUCUGCCUGCCCAGAGCCAGGGAGGGGUCCGCACAGCAGAACAUGCUGUAAUGCCUUUGAGCAGUUGUGUUUUCAGAUGCCUUUCUGCCUCUGUCAAUUUUAGGGUUUGGAUAUUAGGAGCCAUAACUUGUAACUUUGUUCUCUGAACGUAGAGAUAAGCUGCUAUAAAGCCAGUAGAUGUUAAACCGAAGACAAAUUAUUCCCACCUGCCAUGAGUCAGGCUCAAGGAACCUCUUCACUCCAGUGGUUUCUCUUUAGUAAAGUACCAGACAUGUCUUUGUAUCAAGGAACUUAAAAUUUCUCAACCAUUGUAUUUUGAACACUGUUACCCCAAAAGUGCUGUAACUGCAAAUCAUCUUUUGUGACAAGUGAGCCAAGACUUAACUCUACACUGCUGUUUUGUAAAAGGCUUACUUUCCACUUCUGGCCUAUAUUUUCAUGUCUCACUUUUAAUUGUUUUCUCUCUUAACUUACAACUUCUUCAUCAGGAUCAGGGUCAGACUGAUCGUCAGCACCCCAGCUUGCUGAGCUCCUUGUACAAUGGACUGUAGGCUGGACCCUACCAGCCAGUUAGAGAGUGUACCUUUUAUUUUUCGGGCAAAACCACCAGUGGAGUUUGGACAACUUCAAAGAGUGGUCUGUUUCAAAUGUCAGAGCAAAUUGCCUGUUUGUAAAGUGAAGGGUGAAAAUCAGUGAUGGGACAUUUACUAAUUUAGUAUUUGUUUAAUCAUAACUGCUUUCAACUAAGCCACUUGGAUCCUUAAUAAUUUAAAUAUUAAGCUAUAGUGGUAAGUAAUAAAUUAUUUCAUCCCAGGAAUUCCUGUAGUUUUCAUGGAGUCUAUAGCUUUAUUAAAAAAUAAAUCCCUGCCAGGCUUCAUUCUUCCAUAUGAUCCUCAAACUGGAUGCUUACUCUGAAUGCUGUAUCUUAUGGCACCUGGCCCAGUCAGAAAUGGUCAAGGAAUUCAUGUGACUCCUUCAUACACCAGUCCUCAAAAUUAUUUUCUGGGUCUUUUAUGGCCAGGUUGCUUAGAGGAGUAGGAGUACUGUCUUGGUUCAGUGGCAGGUUGUUUUGUUUUGUUUUUGGUGGCUGGCCGGUACAGGGAUCAAAUCCUGGACCUUGGUGUUAUCAGCACCACACUCUAACCAACUGAGCAGACUGGCAAGCCCGGUGGUAGGUUUUUAUUUUUAAUUUCUAGUACUAACGAAGUUCCUGACUUUAAUUUCUGAAAACCAAAAACUCCUCAUAUUUAUUCAUUCUUAUUAUUAAAAUAAAAAGCACCUUCAGACAGCCACACCUUCCAUUCACAGUAGGAAAGAAAAAGGGGUGAUGGGAUUGACAAUAUUCCUGGCAAACAUUUUAGUCCAAAAAUUCUUCUACAGAUAGGUUUGGGGGCUAGUAGAUAUGUCCCCCAGAGGAUGCUAGGGAGCUUUUAUAUUAAAUUGAACUUGACCCUUGACCAUCCAAGACUUUGCUCCUGAAUUUUUUAUUUUUGUAUCAAAAGUAUGAGCCAUUGUCAUGCUCAGCCAAUGCCACCAUUUCUCUUUCUGAUAUAUGUAAUCAUACAAGUCCUGAUUUUGGUUUUAAGUUAAUCCCCUAGUGAGGAUCCAAACCCUUGACCUUGGUGUUACCAACAUCAUGCUCUAACCAAGUGAGCUAACAGGCCAGACCUAACUCCCUACUCUUUGAAUAUCAACACUGAUGUUUUUGGAGGUGGGUUUUUCCGGCUGAUACAGACUAUGCAUCAUGUUUAGCAGAGGGAGCAAAAACUGGCCUUUGUAGUCUUUGUAGAAUACAUGCCCAUUUCUGAAUUUUUUUAUUUUUUUAUUGCUCAGGUGUUGGUUGCACAAUUUAUCUGGCGCACAGGUCGUCGGCUGCAGCUAAGCAACAUUUCAGUGAGCAAGACUGCCCUAACCUCCACUAGGUGCCAUGGUCUCACUGCCAUCACUUAUACACCAUGAGAUUUUAUUUGUAGUUUUCAAAUAGGUUGGUUUCCUCCUCAUUCACAGCCUUUUCACACUUGUGCCCUUUUAUUUAUUAACAUCCUAAUCAAUUUGCAGCUGCCAUAGUACAUAAAUGUUUUCCUGAUAUAAAAGAAAUGGGAUCUGUCUGUGUUUUAAGUGAUUUGCUUUGUUUGGGAAUAGGGAUUGGAAGCAAAUACUCAGGUCUUUUUUUUUUUUUUAAGUAGCAUUCUUUAAAAGCUGAUGCAAAGUAUCUUUACAGAUAAAACCUAGUUCACGUUCAAAUAUCUGACAUUGUCCCUUGAAAACAAAUGCAGUGUGGCAGCUGCUGAGUCAGUUCAGUUUGUCAAGGAGGAUGAUUGAUUGUACUUGGGAGACAGAUCUGAAAUGAAGGUUAAUAUUUUGCACUUUUGAUACUCUUAGGAACAAAUAACUUAUUUGGCAAAUUGUGUCUCUUUUAUGUUUUGGGGUUUUUGUUGUUUUUUGUAUUGUGAACAGGCACUGAAGCCGAUGUUAUUUUGUUUUAAGAAUAUUACA